UAUCAUGUUCCGCCUCGCACGACUUGCCCCAGUGCGGCCGCUGCAGACACGGAGCUACACCGGGGGUGCGCUUUACCCGACGUCCUACCUGUUUGCCGGGGCGCGCGCACGUCCGACAUUCACGCCACGGCAAGCCGGCGAGGAAUCUGGUCCGAGGAGGGACAGCCGGUCUUCAAGAGAUGGAGAUGGGCGACCCGGCCCUUCCAACCGCGACCGCGCCCCGCGAGACACGCGAUUUCCCAGAGGAGACCGCUCGUCCGCGCCCUGUGAAGGAUCGCGGAGCGGCUCGUUCUCGCGCGGCGCACCUGGCGCCGUUGCGGGCGCGGCGGCGUUCCGCGGCUCGCGGGGUCGUGAUUCGAACCGUGACGCGCGAGGUGACCGUGACCGCGACCGCAACUCGCAUCGCUCGGCGGACCGUCCCGCGAGGGAGUGGAAGGUGCGCGGCAUGACGCCGCCCACGUCCACAAAUCCGUAUACCCUGUCGGAGCGUGUUAAGAAGUACCUCGCGCGACACCCGGACAGGAUGACGAGGCCCCAGAUUGACGAGAUGCUUGCUAUUGUCCGGAGUGCUCCGCCGUCUAUGUCGACUGCGCCGGUGUGGAACCUCGUGCUCUCGAGGAUGGGGCGGGACGGGUAUCACACUGCCAUGUGGAAGGCGUUUAAUGAGAUGAAGAAGCGUGGUACACAUGCCUCGUCGCGCACCUUCACUGUUCUGUUGAACGCGUACGCAGGAGUCGCCCACUCUGGCAUGGUGAAUGAGACAUUCUCUCCCGCGCACCGACCGGAACGUCUAACUCUCGAGCGUGUCCGGCGUAUCUACGACCUCAGCCAGGCUCACAUCCGCAAGAUGCUCUCAAAGGCGUCCAGGAAUGAGGGCAGCCGGGACGACCUCGGCGUCGCCUACCCGGAGGGCGAGGAGGGUGAGGCACCCAUGCUCCCCAGCGAGGAGGUCAGCGUCUGGCCGACCAACGCGUAUCUCAAGUUCCUCGGCCGCUACGGCAUGUGGACUGAGAUGGAGGCGGUCUUUCUCGCUAUGGACAGGGAGGGCCCGCUCGCCCCCGAUGCCGCGACUUACUACACUAUGCUGAGCACGGCCAACAACGUCGACCACUACCGCCGCUCGACGAAGGAAGAUAUUGGCCUGCCCGUUAUUGAGGUUGGCAGCGUCGGGCGCGGAUACUUCGACCAGGCGGUGCGCACGCUCGGCGGAGACCUCGACGAGCGCCUUGCGCUCGCGGCGCUCUCCUGUUUCGCGGCCGGCAGCCCCUCCGACCAGCGCGUGGCGGAGGAGCUCGUUCCGCGCCUCUGGAACCUCCCCGCUCCGGGGCAGCCUGCGUCGGCCACGGGCGUCAAGGGGAAAUACACCCUCCUGCCUCGGGCAUGGGCGACUCUCCCGACUCUCAAGCUGAGCGUGCGGUCAGCGACGGCCCUCCUUUCCACCCUCAGGCGGAUGGGCAACAAGUCGCUCGUGGCCCACUACACGCGCCUCGUCGCCGAAGGGCCGCUGGCCCGCGACGCCGACCUCGCGCUCCUCCGGACGUUUGUGCACAACCUCUCGUUCGCGGGCGACGCCGACGGCGCCAGCGCCAUCCUCGAGACGUUCCAGCCGCCGAGCGGCCCCGACGGCUGGCCCGCCGACGUGUACCUCUCCGUACUGGGGGCGGCGCGCUGGGCCGCGGACUGGGACAUUGCGCUCUCCACGUUCCGGCGGAUGGUGGCCCUCCCUCCCGCGGCCGAGGGCGGCGCAGGCAAGUAUGUGUGGAAGGCGCCGAACGGGCGUGGGCAGGACGUGCGCGGCCGCGCAUGGGUCCCGCCGCGCCCGCACGACAUCUCGGCGCCCGCCAUGGGCCUGCUGUUCAAGACGGCGCUCGCGUGCCUCAAGCACGGGAUCAGGCCGCUGCGUGCCGCCGCGGACAUCUACGACUUCUUCGGCCCCGACGCCUUCUUCGAGGUGCGCACGUCGGCCGGCGUCGUCGACAUGAAUGCCGGCGAGGCCAAGCACUGGGAUCUGAGCGGGCGCGACUACCGCAUGAUUGGGGAGGCGGUGGACUUUGCGCGGGAGCUGGAGCUCGUGGCGGAGCGGCUGGUGGAGACGCCGCGCAGCCCCGAGGACAAGGCGAAGCACGAGGGAUGGCGGCGGGACGCGGCGCGCAUCGUGCGUAUUUGGGGCAUGAGGGUGGAGGAGCGGGGAGAUAGGAAACCCAAGGCGAGGUUCUUGCGCUCCCUCGAUUAGACACAUUCGCAUUGUACCACUAUUCAUGCACACAUCGUUCCAG
Cutaneotrichosporon oleaginosum is the source of this 2276-nucleotide messenger RNA. RefSeq lists its product as uncharacterized. Lineage: Eukaryota; Fungi; Basidiomycota; Tremellomycetes; Trichosporonales; Trichosporonaceae. Gene Ontology annotation, molecular function: protein binding. The record is from RefSeq and is a predicted model, not a curated record.